AUGUAUGGUGAAAUUAAUGAUGCCUUGAAUCAACCUGCCUUGUCAUUAUAUCACCAGAAGAUUAAUCAAGCUAUUAAUAUUGAACCGUACUUGAAUUAUGUAGAAAACAUAUUCAAAACUCCUCUAGGGUAUGCAUUAAUUUUAUUACAAAAUUGAGUUUUUUUCUAAUUUUAUAAGAAGUAAUUAAAUAAGUGGUCUUACAUAAGAAUCACAUCACACUAAUAAUAAUUCAAUUAUAAAAUAGUGGACCAAUAUUUACUUGCACAUAGUAUUUUAAAUAAUAAUAAUUAACAUUUAUUUUUAGGAUAGAUUCAAGUGAUACAGAUUCAGAUGGUGAUUUUAUUGAUUUUGAAACUCCAGAAGGUUUGAAUUUUUAUUUUUAACUUUAUUUUUAGGUUUUUUUAUUAAUUCAAUCCAAAAAAAUAAUAUAACUUAAUAAUUAAUUAAUUUAAGAUGUAUAUAAUAUUUUAUAGUUUUAAUAAUUACUAUUAUCUGAUUCAGAACGAAUUGCUGACCGUUCUCGUUUUUAUAAUUUAUCAAAUGUUGGUGAAGAUCGUUUAUGGUUACAAAGUCUUCUCUUGGAAAGCAGCGAUUCAGAUGAUUCCGAAGAUAUAGUAACUGAAGAAGAUUUGCAAAAGAUGUUGAAACUACAUUUAUUUAAAAAAAAGUGCCAACAAAAAUUCCUUACUGUUAAAAAUGUAAAUUGGUUUACUUUUAAUUACAAAUUAGUCAAUUAUACAUGAUAAAAGUACUAUAAUUUAUUGGUUUAUGUAAUCAUAAUUAAAAUAUUAAAAGUGGUUCAGAUGUUUUAGUUGCUUAGUGAAUAAAUAUAUGCUUAUUAAAAAAAUUGACUUACUUUACAGAAAAAUCGAUUUCGGUAUUAUAGUUCCGGCUUAUUAUCUAAUUUUGAUAAAUACCAAACCAGGAAAAAAAAGAAAAACUUACGAAAGUUAAAAACCACUACAGCCAAAGAUAAACAUAAAGUAUUUAAAAAUAUUAAUUAAUGCCUUAUGCAUAAUUAUUCUUAUCCUUAUGUUAAUAGUUGAUACAUUUCUGUUUAAAGAAUUCUGAUGGGGAUGAAAAACAAAGUAAAGUGAAAACAACAUCUUUAAAUGCUACAGCUAAAAGAUUAAAACUUGAAAAUAAAAAAGCUUUUGUGGAAGAAAAACAAGCUCAAGUUUUAUGUAUGAAAAGAAAGAAGCUAUGGUUAAAUUUGUCCAAAAAAGAAUUAGGAAAAGUAAUGACAUCAAAAGAUUAAUAAAUUAUAUUUUAUUUAUAACACAUAGUCAGUAUACCUGUCUAGAAUAUAAGUAUGGUUUUGUUAGGGAAAUUGAUCAAUGGAAUCAAUCUUAUGUAAGGCAUAUAUUGUGGAAAAGUCUAAGGAGAAAAUAAUAAGUUAUGGAUGAUGUGCAUAGAUUUAGGGAAAGUAUAUGGUAUGGAUAGAGUAUUGAAAAGAUUUGAAAAAAUGUCAAGAGGAAAUGGGCACUGGCAAAAUAUGUUAAUGAACUUGAUGUGUUGUAGGAAAAGUAUAUUAAGUAAAGAAAAUACAAAACAGGCAUUUUAGCUGUAUUAAGAAAUAAGAUUAAUAUAUGAUAGAGGUAAUGGACAAAACAAAGAGCAUAUAAAGUAUAAACAGUUUAAGUAAUUUAUCUUUUAGGGUUGAAUAUCUAACAAAAUAUGUGUGUUUAAUUGAUAGUAUGAAUGAGGGAGCAAGUAUAGGGGUAAAAAGUAGUGCCAGAAGACUAAAAUAAUUUCAAUAAUCUGAUAAUCUCAGGUUCUUUAUAAAUUAUACUAACAAGGUUCUACUGUAUGAUAUAUAUUAUGUUUACAAUUUUAAAAUAUUAUAUUAAACAAUUUUUUUUUAAUAGGUACACAAGAGGAAAAAUAAUAAUCACAAAGAAAUGUUAAUAACAUGUCGAAGAACUGCACAGUCUUGUAUGAAACAUUUACGUCAAAAAACUAUUCAAGUAAUUUUAAGUACAAUAUUUUAUAUUUUAGAUUUGGAGCAUAGCGGAGGAUGUAAUAUUGGUUUUACUAUUUGUUUUUUUUGUCUGUGAACAACUUUUUUACCGGAAAUUUUGCUCCAAUAUAUAGAGUGUAGCACUUCUUCUGAAAGGUAAUUUUCUCUAGUUUGCGUAUAGAGGUAUUGAUAUUGUUGAUUUUUUCAAGAGUUUUAAAAAUAAUUGAGAAAAAUCGAAUAUUUAUGGCGCGCCAUCACUAAUUUCAUCAUAUUUAAAUAUAUUUUUACCAGAAAUAUUGCGCUCCAAUUGAAAAAUUUGAAAAAAAAAAAAAAUUUUUUUCUAAUUACAUUGCAAUGAUUUCAUUGUUUACAAUUUUUAAGAUUAGAUUUCUCUACAGAAAUCUUUGUCCGAAUUUCAAAAAUAGCAUAUUUUUCAAAAAAAAAUAUUGUCUUAUGUGGAAGAAAUUUGUUUGAUUUUCCUCAGUUUUCUUAACAAUUAAGGAAAAUCGGGAAUGCUUCACAAUUUGGCAGGAGGUUCAUAAAGUUCUACUUAGUGGUCAAAUAAAAAAUAAAUUGAGUGUAAUAAUAUGGUAUUUACCAAACUUUGCACAGAAUUGUUUUCCGUUAACAAUUGUACAGACAUAAAUCAAAUAACUUUGUGUAGUUUACCUUCCUAACUCUGCACCUACAACGUUGACUAUGUCCCCAGUAUCGGCUUUUUUUAAUAUUGAGUUAUAUAUUUUAGAAUCAAAAAAAUACAAAAGAAAAUGUAUGGCGUGCCAAACGUUUAACACGAGAAAUGUUGACAUAUUGGAAGAGGUAUGAUCGUAAUGUACGUGAAACAUGUAAGAAAAAAGAGAAACAAGCUGAAGAACAAAGAAAAAUGGAUUUUGAGUUGAUGGAAGUAAGUUAACUAUUUAUUUGUGUUGUAUUUUUUUUAUUUUUGUGUGAUAUUUAAUAAUAUUUUGUAUUAUGUAUUUUUAAUAAAUUAAGGUUAAACGUCAACAUAGAAAAUUCAAUUUCUUAAUCACUCAAACAGAGUUAUAUGCUCAUUUUAUGUCAAGAAAACUAGGACUAAGUUCUGCUGAAGAACAACUAAGAAUUUUAAAUCAAUUAGAUGAAGAAAAAAUACCUAGAUUUAUGCAUAUUGAAAAUUAUAAUAGGUAUGAAAUAACAACUUCAAGUUAUAUUAGACUGAAUAAAUAGUUUAACUUUAAAAUAAUAUUCAAAAUUUAUUAAUAAUAUAUUUUAUUUUUUGAAAUUCGGUAAAAUAUUGCCUUUACCAGUAAAUUUUUGUUUUAAAUUAUUAGAAUUUAGUAAUAAAUUUGUUUUAUUAUAUUCUAUUAAAAACUUAGAUUAUUUUGAAAGAGUUAUGUAGUCACUUGUAUAGUACACUUUGUUUUUAUAACUUACUAAUAUUCAUCACUAUAUUUGUGUUUGUUAUUAGUGAAGUAUAUAAGAACAAAGCAUUACAAAACAUUCAAAAAGUAUUAGAUGCUCAAGCAAAGCAAUCUAUUGAAUUUAAUGACCCAGACUUAAAAAUCAAUACAACUUCACCUAAUGAGGAAAGGCCACAACCAACAAUAUUUCAAGGCAGUUUGAAACAUUAUCAAUUAAAAGGAAUGAAUUGGCUUGCAAAUCUUUAUGAUCAAGUAUAAUUAUUAUUUUUCAAAAAGAUAUAAUAUUUUCAAAAUAUAUAAUGAUAUUUCUGUUUAUACAUUAAGAGAAUAAAUGGCAUAUUAGCGGAUGAAAUGGGAUUGGGAAAGACUGUACAAACUAUUGCUUUUUUUGGCCAUAUUGCAGAAACAUACAGUGAGUAUUAUAUUAUUUAUCAUUAAUUCUUUUAAAUAAUGAAAAUAUAAAUUAUACAUUGUACAUCAUAAAUGAAUAAUCUUUUAAAAUUCUAUCAUCUUAAUAUUACAGAUAUAUGGGGUCCAUUUUUAAUUGUAUCUCCCUCAUCUACACUUCAUAACUGGCAGCAAGAAAUAGCUAGAUUUGUUCCUGAUUUUAAAGUUGUACCAUAUUGGGGAACUCUACAAGUAUAUACUAUUUAUAAUAGUGGUUUUAUUUACAUCAUUAAUUUUUAAAUAUCUUAAAAUGUAUAUAAUUUUUCAGGAUAGAAAAAUUUUGAGACGAUUCUGGGAUCAAAAAGGCUUACACACACAAGAAGCUAGUUUUCAUGUGGUUAUAACAAAUUAUCAAUUAAUAGUGAGCGAUUUUAAAUAUUUGAAUCGUAUUAAAUGGCAAUAUUUAGUUCUUGAUGAAGCUCAAGCUAUUAAAAGUGCUAACAGGUAUUAAAUCAUUUUUAUUAUCCAUUAAGAUAACUUAUUAAAAAAAUGAUUGUUAUUGCAGUGUACGUUGGAAACUAUUAUUGACUUUUAGAUGUCGUAAUCGUUUGUUAUUAACUGGUACUCCUGUGCAAAAUAGUAUGGCAGAAUUUUGGGCUUUGUUGCAUUUUAUCAUGCCAACAAUGUUUGAUUCCCAUGAUGAAUUUACAGAAUGGUUCUCAAAAGAUAUUGAAAGUCAUGCGGAAAAAAAAACUGACAUUGAUGAAAGUAAGGCAACAAUUGCAUUAUAUAGUUGUUUUUCUCAUUCAUAAUUUAUUAUUGCAACUUGUAGUUUUUAAAUAAAUAAGGUCUUUAAAAACAUUUUUAAAGAAAAUAUGGACCUACUUUGUACGUGUGUGCAGCCACUGUUGUAGGUGAAUAUUUUUAAGUGCUUUUUGAUGAUUUUAAGUACAUAUAAAUCUGCUCCCUAAUUAUAAUUCAUAAAUAUUACUAUUUACAAUCAUUUAUAACGUAAUAUUCUAUGUAUAUGGUUUAUAUGGUUUUACAUAGUUGAUUACUAGGGUUUGGAUGUUAAUGAAAUUGCAUGUUUUUUCUAUUUAUCCAAUUUAAUGCUGACCUGGAUACAAAUUUGAUUCAUGUUCUACUGAAUCAAAUAAUACUAUUUUUACUUUCCAUAUUUUUGCCUAUUUUAUGGUUUUGUAUUUUAAAUGCAUAUUUUAGGAUUUUAUGAAUAUAAAUGUAUAAAUCUUUACAUUUUUGAACUCUUUUAAAAACAAUUUAAUGUAAUACAGAAAUAUAAAUUAAAGAAACAUACAAUCUUAACAAAUUUAAAAAAAAUCAUUGUAUCACACUGUAAUGUUUUUAUUGUAAAUCAAUAUGUAAUUAAUAUGUAAUAUUAAAAAUAAUAAAUACAAAAACUACUAUAAAAAUAUUACAUAUAAAAAUUAAAUACUUAAGCUAAAAUAAAAUUGUUUGUGUAUAGUUUGGUGUUUUUAAACACUAAAAAUGCAUAUUUUAUGAUUUUUUAAAUGCAUACAUAUUACAGUUAUUUUAAGUACAUAAAUAUCAAAAUUUUAUUGAUAAAAUUGUGAUUGAAAUUUGUAUUUAUUUAACAAUAAGUUAAUGUUUUGUGGAUUUCGGGUUUUAAAUGUUAUUACAAUAUUAUUUGUAAGUGCUCUAGGUAUGAUUUAUAUGUAUUAUAAUUUUUUCUUAGAUAUAUCUUUACAUUAAAAUGUAUUAAAAUUCUAGAACACUUAUCCAGAUUACAUUUGAUUUUAAAACCAUUCAUGUUAAGAAGAAUAAAAAGUGAUGUUGAAAAUGAAUUAUCAGAUAAAAUUGAAAUAUUGAUGUACUGUCCUCUUACUUCACGUCAAAAAAUGUUUUAUAAUGGUAAAACAAACAUACUGAAUAUUAAGAAAAUUAAAAAUAGUGAUGAAUAAUUUUUUUUUUUUAAACAUAGCUUUGAAGAAAAAGAUUCUUAUUGAAGAUUUAUUGCAUUCAGUUGGUUCUUAUCAAUCCUCACCAAAUGUCACAUUAAAUUUAAUGAACUUGGUUAUGCAAUUUCGAAAAGUUUGUAUUGGUUUAAUAAUCUUGAUAUUUAAAUAACUUUAUUGUAAUAGAUGUUGAUUUUUUUCAAGGUUUGUAAUCAUCCAGACUUAUUUGAAAGAAGAAUUGCUAGAUCACCUUUUUUUUUUCACCCAAUAGAUUAUACUAUUCCAAAACUAAUUUAUUUUGAUAAUUUAACAAAAUAUAAUUUUUUGAGCAAACAGCAUUUAUUUGCUAACAAAUUUUGUAUAUAUAAUGUAGAACAAGUAUAUCAUAACUGUUAUCCCAUAGACAAAGGUAAACAUUAUAUUCCUAGAAAAUAUAAUACACAUAUUUUGAUUCCUAAUAUUUAAUAUUUUUUUCUUAGGUAAAUCAAUCAGUUGUAGCAUGUUUUGCUUUAUUAGAUUUUUAAAAAUGUCACCUACUGAACUAUUUGAAAUAACAAAUGGUGGACUAUAUAAUAGGUAUUAUGCAUAUAUGUUUAAUUAUAAUAAAUUUAAACAAAUCUUAUAUUGAUACUUAUUUUCAGAAUUAUUUAUAUUUUAGUUCAACAAAAAAUGAAUAGCUUGAUUCAAGAGAAAAAUAUUUGGGACAAAAAUAGUAUAUUGUGGCUAUUUGUGGAAAAUCAAAUACCAGAGUUAUUCAAAUUUAUUUCUCCAAUUUUAAAUAUGUGCACUAUUACUCAUAUGACUCAUACUCAUCACUACAAGAAUGAAACUAUGGGACAAAAAGUACAACAAAUUAAACAAGUAAAAAUUUAUUUGUUAAUCCUAAGCAUGUCAAAAUAUAUAAUUUAAAAAUAAUUAUUUUAAUACAAUCAUAGGUGAAUUCUGACAUGAAUAUAACACCAGAGAACAUUUUUGUUGAACAUCUAUCUUUGGACCACUACAAACAUAGACCACUACAAAUAUAUGAAUGUCAACCAACACAACUACCUUCAUUUUUGUAUUUUUAUUCUCCAAAAGUGACAACAAAAGGUCGCAAAUUAUGGGUCCCUGGCAGUAGAUCUGCUGCAUAUGUCUGGCAACAGCAUGAGUCAUGUAAUUCUGCUAAAGGUUUUAACCUAAUAUAUAAUGGUGAUUCAAGUUUCAGUCAUAAUCAAUGGUCAUGUGAAAAUGUAGGAGGUUUAAAUUCUUCAAGACCAUGGAAUGGAUGGUUUCAUAUCAGUAUAUUUGGUAAUAUGAAAGCACACCAUCUCUAAAUUAAAUAGAUAAUUUUAUUCUUGUUUUAUAGACAAGCAAAGUUUGGUUACUGACAGUGGAAAAUUGAAAGUUUUGGACAAUUUAUUAACACAGUUAAAAAAAGAAAAUCAUAGAGUUCUAAUUUAUUCACAAAUGACAAAGAUGAUUGAUAUUUUAGAGGCAAUGAAAAAUAAUUUAAAUAAUGUUAAGUAAUUUACUCAUCUCUGAAUUAUACUUUACAGGAAUAUAUGCAGUAUAAAAAACUAAAAUAUAAGAGACUUGAUGGUUCAUCAAAAAUAUCUGAUAGAAGAGACAUGGUUGCUGAUUUUCAAAAUCGGUAAAUUAUAUUUAUUUUCAUUGAGUACUAAUAAGAUAUGUUUUUAAUUAAAAAAUGUAAACAAUUAUUUUAUGUUAUUGUUAUUUUGAUUAGCCAAGAAAUUGUUUGUAUUAAUUUUGAUUGGAAGAGUUGCAUAUUUAUAAUAAAAUUAAGGAAAAUUUUAAAAACAUUAAAGAAAAACUAUAAAAACAUUUUGAAUGUAAACAGAUUUACAAAAUAAUAUUUUAUAUCAAUAAUUUUAAAAUCAUUAGAUAAUAAUAAAACUUCUUUAAUCUAUGUUAUCUUAUUGUGGUUUAAAAUAACUUUUAAUGUACACACAAUUUUUAUAAUACUCUAGGCAUUGUUUUUAUUUUUUUAUUUAUUUGUUUGUUUUGCACAUAUACAUAUAUAUAUUUUUUUAACUUUAUUUAUUUAUGUAUGUAUGAUGUAUUGCUUUAGUUCCGACAUAUUUGUAUUUUUAUUAAGUACAAGGGCUGGAGGUCUUGGAAUAAAUUUGACUGCUGCAGAUACUGUUAUAUUUUAUGAUAGCGAUUGGAAUCCUACUGUUGAUCAACAAGCAAUGGAUCGAGCUCAUAGACUUGGUCAAACUAAACAAGUUAGCCUUUUAUUAAUUUAAAUACUUAAUUUCUGUUUCUAGGCAUAAUAAUAAUUGAAUAAUUCAUAUUUUUGCUUUCCCUGGUGAAUUUCACUUUUCUAGCCAGAUUUUUUUCUCUUUAAAUAACUGAUCAGCCAAUACCCAAAAGAAGAUUUUAGUUAUUUAGACAUGUUUUAGGAAGAAAGAAUAUUGUUUUGUUUAUUUAUAAAUACUGAUUUUUUAGGUUACUGUAUAUAGACUCAUAACUCAGAACUCAAUUGAAGAACGGAUAUUACAGAGAGCAAAAGAAAAGAGUGAAGUAUGAUGUUAAUAUAUUAUCAAAUAAUCUACAAAAUUAUAUAUCAAAUAAUCUAUGAAAAUUUUGUCUAUAGAUACAAAGAAUGGUAAUAAGUGGUGGAAAUCUUAAACCUGAUACUUUAAAACCAAAAGAAGUAGUAUCAUUACUUUUGGAUGAUGAUAAAAUUGAAAGAAAAUGUAAGUGUAAGAAAAACUUUGUAUUCAAGAGUUUAAAAUAUAUAUUUAAAACUUGUAUUUAGACCACCAAAAACAAGAAGAAAAGAGAAAAUUGGAAGAAAUAAUAGGUGACAGAUUUAAUGAAGGAGCUCAGAAAUGGUAA
Messenger RNA from Cinara cedri, 8522 nucleotides. The record is from the annotation of a GenBank genome assembly. Lineage: Eukaryota; Metazoa; Arthropoda; Insecta; Hemiptera; Aphididae.